UGCCUUUUUCAAUGGUGUCCCAUCAAUAAGCGCGAUUAUCGCAGCAACAUAGCGACAAUAAAAAUGUGCUCCAGGAACAUCGAAACUCCCACUCUCUCUCUCUCUCUCAGGCAAAAAUGGAGUCAAAAAAAUGGGCGAAGACGAUGGCUGCAUGCUUCCCGGCGGCGACUGUUGAGGAGGCAUGGGCUAUCGCCGGUGAUUUCUGCGGGGUGCACAAAUGGCUACCGUUGGACACGUGUUACAAGUUAGAGGGCGAGGAGAACAAACCCGGCUGCGUCAGGUUCUGCAGUGAGGGGCGCAACUGGGCCAAGGAGCGGCUCGUUUCGUUCGACCCGGUCGACCGCUGCUACUCCUACGUGGUUACGGAGAGCAACAUGGGCUUUGGUGACUACUUGGCCACCAUUAAGGUGGUUCCGGCCGGCGAGCAAGGGUGCAAGAUCGAGUGGUCGUUUGAGGCGGACCCGGUCGAGGGGUGGACCGAGGACGGUUUCGUCUCGUUCAUGCAGACGGCUUUUGAAACGUUGGGGAACGCAAUCCACGCUAAGGAAAACUAACUCAUUUGCUUUUACUAUUAAAAAAAAUUCUAUUUUCAUUAUGUGUUUUGUGUUACAAACUGGGAAAACUCAAGUAUUGAUAUUCUCAUGAAUUAUGGUGAUGUGAUUUUGGCGAUUGUUGAUACCAUAGUGUUACAUCUUAAGAGGAUUCUUAACAUGCAGAUUUGAGUUAUUUCGAUUCUCCUUCAAAAGAGGAUUAUUUUGAAAAAGUAGGUGGAGAGAUCUGUUCAGCUUUCAGGUGGGACGAUUUGAUUUGAUUUAAACUAGGGCUGCAAAUUCUUUUGCGAUUCUUGUCAAGAGAUUGCUGUCUGAUUCAAAGUUAAUCGA
This is a messenger RNA of Phalaenopsis equestris, 881 nucleotides long. RefSeq names its product lachrymatory-factor synthase-like. The record is from RefSeq and is a predicted model, not a curated record. The coding region runs from base 117 to 554 and encodes 145 amino acids. Lineage: Eukaryota; Viridiplantae; Streptophyta; Magnoliopsida; Asparagales; Orchidaceae. The transcript has a single exon.